UGUUCUCGAAUCGAAACUGUAUUCGCGGUCAGUUCGAAAAGAAAUUGGAUAGUCGUCGCCAUGAAGUAUUUGAGUGGCAUUGUGCUCCUUGUCGCCCUUUUGGCCCUCAGUGUGAGGCCAUCUGAGGAGGCUUGUGGAUACGAGGCAUGCCCCAAAACCAAGACGAACAUGAUCAACAUCCACAUGGUGCCCCAUUCCCAUGACGAUGUCGGAUGGCUGAAGACCGUCGACCAGUACUUCUAUGGACACAGGAGCAACAUCCAGCACGCUGGAGUGCAGUACAUCAUCGACACCGUGAUCGCCGAGUUGAUCAAGGAUCCCUCCCGCCGCUUCAUCCAGGUGGAGACCUCCUUCUUCGCCAAAUGGUGGGCGGAGCAGUCGGAGACUGUGAAGCAGGUCGUAAAGAAACUGGUCAACGAGGGUCGUCUGGAAUUCACUGGCGGAGCAUGGAGCAUGAACGAUGAGGCCGCUGUGAACUACCAGAGUGUUAUCGAUCAGUUCACACUGGGAUUGAAAUUCCUGGACGACACCUUCGGCUCCUGCGCCCGUCCCCGCAUUGGCUGGCAGAUCGAUCCCUUCGGUCAUUCCCGUGAGCAGGCCUCGAUCUUCGCUCAGAUGGGAUUCGAUGGAGAGUUCUUCGCCCGCAUGGAUCACCGCGACAAGAACGACCGUAAAGACAACUUGGGCAUGGAGAUGAUCUGGGAUGCCAGUGACUCGCUGAGCAACGAUGAAAUCUUCACUGGUCUGUUGUACCGCCACUACUCGGCUCCUCCCGGCUACUGCUUCGAUGUCCACUGCGGAGACGAUCCGAUUAUUGACACCAAGAGCUACGACAACAACGUCAAGUCCCGCGUGGAUGACUUCCUCAAGUACGUGACUGAGGUGGCCGAGCACUUCCGGUCCAACCACAUCAUGAUCCCCAUGGGCGAUGACUUCCAGUACGAAGAUGCCCAGGUCAACUUCAAGAACAUGGACAAGCUCAUCAAGUACGUUAACGAGCGUCAGUCCGAGGGCUCCACCUUCAACCUGUUCUACUCCACCCCCGCCUGCUACCUGAACUCGCUCCAUGAAGGUCUGCAAACCUGGCCCAACAAGACCCAGGACUUCUUCCCCUACGGCAGUGACGAUAACAGCUACUGGACCGGAUACUACACCUCGCGUCCCACCCAGAAGCGCUUCGAACGCGAUGGCAACCACAUCCUGCAGGUGGCCAAGCAGCUCAGUGUCUUCGCCGACCUGAACAGCCAGCAGCAGAAGGAGGACCUGGAGUACCUUCGCGAGAUCAUGGGUGUGAUGCAGCACCACGACGCCAUCACUGGCACCGAGAAGCAGCACGUGUCCGAUGACUACGAUCGCAUUUUGUAUGAUGCCAUCCUUGGAGGAGUCAACACUGCGCGUGAUGGUCUGCGCAAGCUGACCAAUCUGCCCAACGGAGAGUUCGAGAGUUGCCUGCAGCUGAACAUCAGCGAGUGCGCCUUCACCAAGGACGGUGCCGACAACGUGGUGGUGACCCUGUACAACCCAUUGGCCCACACUUCCACCCAAUAUGUGCGCGUGCCGGUGAAGAACGAGAACUACCAGGUGACCGAUGAGAAGGGACGCGUGGUGGCCUCCGAAGUGGUGCCAGUGGCCUGGCAGGUUCUGGCCCUGGAGUUCCGCAACAAUGAUACCCAGCAUGAGCUGGUCUUCAAGGCCUCCGUUGAUAAGAUCGCUAACUACUACAUUAAGAAGGUCGCCAGCCAGGAGACAAAGAACGCCGCUGCACACACUCAAUCGAAGAGGUCCAUCAAGGAUGAAGAAUCUAAGCUGGAGGUGCCCAAGCGUUUCAAGAAGGUUAACUCCCUGAAGAAUGCCACUGAGACCUAUGACGAUGUUGAAGGAGAGACUGUGGUGCAGACUUCGCAAAUCAAACUUGUGAUCGACAACAAAACCGGUCUGCUGAAGACUGUCGAAAUGAACGGAGUAUCCGAGAACAUCGACCAGAGCUAUGGUGUCUACAGGACCUAUGAUUCCGGUGCAUACGUCUUCCGUCAGUAUCACCAGGCUGACUUCAUCGUCCAGUACGAAGGUGUUGAGUUCACCGUCUACGAUGGAGCAUUGGUCAAGGAAGUCCACCAGCAGUUUGGCGAAUAUAUCUCCCAAGUCAUUCGCAUCUACGAGGGCAAGAACCUCGUGGAGAUCGAGUGGCAGGUCGGACCCAUUGAGCGGGAAGAAGAGUUCGGCAGGGAAGUGGUCAUCAUCUUCAACAGCACCAUUGCCUCCGACGGCGUUUCCUACACCGACUCCAAUGGCCGUGAAAUGAUCAAGCGUGUGAAGGACCAGCGUGAGAACUUCACUCCCGGUCUGGACAGGCAGCCAACUGCAGCCAACUACUACCCAGUAACAUCCCGCAUUGCUCUGCAGGACAGCAAGAAGCGCAUUGCGCUCCUCAACGAUCGUGCUCAGGGAGGAGCCAGUAUGAUCAACGGCCAGCUGGAGCUCAUGUUGCACCGUCGUCUCGUCCGGGAUGACGGCUACGGAGUGGGCGAGGCCUUGAACGAGCAGAAGUACGGCCAGCCCAUGAUUGCCCGUGGAAAGGUGUACCUGAUUCUCAGCCCCAGCGAUGAGUCCACAUCCACAUCCGCGGAACGCGAGGCCGAGAAGGAGAUCCACCUGCCCUUCUGGAAGUUCUUCAGCAGGAACACUGGCAGCACCACCGCUGCUGCCAAGUCGCUUCCCAGUUUUGACGACUUCCCCAAGUCGGUGCAUCUGCUCACCCUGGAGCCCUUCAACGACGACGAGGUGCUGCUGCGUGUGGAGAACUUCCUGGACCACACCGAGGGCAAAGUGGUCAGCUUCAACAUUCGCCCGAUCUUUGACUACCUGAACGGAGUCGAAAUCCGCGAAACCACCUUGGACGGCAACCUGCCACUGAGCAACAUGAAGCGAUUCAAGUUCCACCACGAUAGCUCCGGACACAAGCCGGAAGCUGUCGAGUACUUCACCUCCGCCCACAAGCCUCUGGCCGCAGAGCAGUCUCAGGAGGCCUCCGAGUUCAGCGUCACCUUGCACCCAAUGCAGAUCCGCACCUUCAUCAUCAAGACGGAGUAAACCAACGUUCUCAGUAUUUCGUGAAAUGUAAAUAAUUUAAUAAAUAAAUUCUAUGUC
Molecule: messenger RNA, 3147 nt
Organism: Drosophila erecta
Lineage: Eukaryota; Metazoa; Arthropoda; Insecta; Diptera; Drosophilidae
Gene: LManVI
Product: lysosomal alpha-mannosidase
Exons: 5
Coding region: 61-3090 (1009 amino acids)
Biological process (GO): mannose metabolic process
Cellular component (GO): lysosome
Molecular function (GO): alpha-mannosidase activity; carbohydrate binding
Source: RefSeq, a predicted model, not a curated record